CAAUCAAGGUCACCAGCACAACAGCUACGAAUACAAUUCAAUAUUAGAGAAACAACAAGUUCUUGUCUAAGAAAUAAAUUGAAAUGGCUGUAGUUUACCAUCAUCUUAAUCAACAUCUAUUAUCAUUCUUCAUUGUAAUAACCGUCGUUUCUCUACUCCUAAACUCUGUCUCUGGCUUCAACCCCAAGCUCCUCAAUGUGUCCAUGAAAGUUGAUCAGUCUAGCUCAAGCUGGGCCGCCGCUGGUGCAACUUGGUACGGUAGCCCCAACGGUGCGGGCAGUGACGGGGGUGCAUGUGGCUAUGGAGGAGCUGUAGAACAGUCACCAUUCUCUUCAUUGAUCUCAGCAGGAGGCCCUUCCUUGUACAAAUCUGGUAAAGGUUGUGGAGUGUGUUAUCAGGUGAAAUGCACAUCGAGUGUUAAUAAAGCUUGUUCGGGAAAUCCAGUGACGGUGGUCAUAACAGAUGAGUGCCCUGGAUGUACCAAUGAAGCUGUUCACUUUGAUUUGAGUGGUACUGCUUUUGGUGCUAUGGCUUCUUCUGGUCAGGCUGAUCAGUUACGCAAUGCUGGAGUACUUCAGAUUCAAUACAAGAGUAUUGAGUGCAACUUUCCAGGAAAGACCAUCACAUUCAAAGUGGAUUCAGGAUCGAACGCUCAAUAUUUUGCAUCAUUAAUAGAAUUCGAAGAUGGACCAGGUGAACUUGGGUCCGUUGAUCUGAAACAGGCACUUGACCAAGACUCAUGGCUUCCAAUGCAACAAUCUUGGGGAGCUGUUUGGAAACUCAACGCCGGCUCGCCCUUAAAGGCUCCAUUCUCCAUUCGUCUCACCUCAGGAAGCCAGACCAUUGUCGCAAACAAUGUAAUCCCUGCUGGUUGGAAGCCUGGCCAGACAUAUAGAUCACUUGUUAAUUUUGCAACUUAAUUAAUAUUAAAUUAAAAUAAAUAAUUAAUAUUAAUCUUUUCACUACUAAGAAUUUAAUGCAGAAGCUAGCUUAAUUAAUUAUAAGAGUACCCUAAGUCAACUUAUUCUAACGAGACUUGGAGGUUUGUCUUCAUGCAUUAUAGAUAAUAUUAAUUAAUUUUAAUUAAAAAGUUUAUCAAUUAUAUUGCUCUAAGCUCUGCUUUGUGGAAAUAUAUAUGCUAUGAUUUUAUUUUUCUUGGCCCUAAUCUGUGUUUGGCAUAUAUUUACAUCAUCGUGAGAGAUCUCUUUAGUAGAUCCUGUUAACAAUAUCAAAUUCAUUC
Cannabis sativa is the source of this 1240-nucleotide messenger RNA. RefSeq names its product putative expansin-B2. The record is from RefSeq and is a predicted model, not a curated record. Lineage: Eukaryota; Viridiplantae; Streptophyta; Magnoliopsida; Rosales; Cannabaceae. Bases 84 to 920 code for a protein of 278 amino acids. The transcript is spliced from 3 exons. Gene Ontology annotation, cellular component: extracellular region. Gene Ontology annotation, biological process: sexual reproduction.